This is a messenger RNA of Nerophis lumbriciformis (worm pipefish), 984 nucleotides long. Its product is annotated as trace amine-associated receptor 1-like. Gene Ontology annotation, cellular component: plasma membrane. Lineage: Eukaryota; Metazoa; Chordata; Actinopteri; Syngnathiformes; Syngnathidae. Gene Ontology annotation, molecular function: G protein-coupled receptor activity. The record is from RefSeq and is a predicted model, not a curated record. Gene Ontology annotation, biological process: adenylate cyclase-activating adrenergic receptor signaling pathway; positive regulation of MAPK cascade.
AUGGAAGAGGAGAUGACUGUCAACAAGACCGACGUUUUAGAUGACAUCCACCCCUGCUACACAUUAGAUAAUACAACUUACAUAUUUGCAAGUCAUCCUUCAGUUGCGUGCCUUGCUUUGUAUGUUUUUCUUGGCUUUUUGUCACUCUGCACCGUAUGCGGGAACCUUCUCGUAAUAAUCGCCGUAGUUUGUUUCCGACAGCUACACAGCCCGACUAACUACCUCAUUCUGUCUUUAGCUGUGGCCGACCUGCUCGUCGGGAUUCUAGUUUUUCCUUUCAGUAUGUCUUUCACCGUGUUCUCCUGCUGGCAUCACGAAGGCCUGUUGUGUAAAAUACGAGGUACUUUUGACGUCACGCUGAGCACGGCGUCCAUUCUGAACCUGUGCUGCAUUUCUGUCGACAGAUACCACGCAGUGUGCCAGCCCCUGACGUACAGGAGCAAAAUCAGCCACCGUGUUGUUGGUGCUAUGGUCAUGUUAAGCUGGGGGCUUUCUGCACUGAUAGGGAUCGGAGUCACGGUUGCGGGAUUUAAUCAAGGCAAAUGUGAAGGCAGCUGUUUAAUGGACGCAUUGAUAUCAACCACUCUUGCGUGCAUAUUUUCCUUUUACAUUCCAGUCAUCAUCAUGCUCAGCAUCUACUUGAGAAUAUUUCUCGUGGCACAGAGGCAAGUACGCGUCAUCCACAACUCAAAACCAGGAGGCGUCAGUAAGAUGGAGAGGAAGGCGACCAAAACAUUGGCUACAGUGAUGGGAGUUUUUAUUCUAUGUUGGACGCCGUACUUUGUUUGUAUCAUCUUUCAGCCUUUCACUUUUCGUAUCACGCCCGUUGCUGUGAUAGAGACACUAAACUGGCUGACCCUCUCCAAUUCCAUGCUUAACCCCUUCAUCUAUGCUUUCUUUUACAGCUGGUUUAGAACAGCUUUUAAACUCAUCAUGACCGGGAAAAUAUUUCAGGCCAGUUUUGCUAACACCAAACUCUUUUAA